Molecule: messenger RNA, 3932 nt
Organism: Zophobas morio
Lineage: Eukaryota; Metazoa; Arthropoda; Insecta; Coleoptera; Tenebrionidae
Product: alpha-mannosidase 2
Exons: 13
Coding region: 139-3546 (1135 amino acids)
Biological process (GO): protein deglycosylation; N-glycan processing; mannose metabolic process
Cellular component (GO): Golgi membrane
Molecular function (GO): carbohydrate binding; alpha-mannosidase activity
Source: RefSeq, a predicted model, not a curated record
CGUUGGUAUCUCUGUCAAGUGAUAGAAACGUCAUAAAUGUCAUUUUGACAUUUCGCGACAACUGUGUUGUGUUGGUGGAAUUCAUUGCCGAAUUUAAACUAAAUGUUUUGCAGGAUACUGUGAAUAAUCCUUACCUCAAUGAUGCGGUUAAAAAGGGCUGUAGCUGUUAUCGGCUCAGCCCUUGUAGUACUUAUCAUCAUCAUGAUCUACUCAGCAAAAGAUUUGUCAGAAUUUGCAGGAAAGCGGCAACCAGUGGCCGAUUAUGAAAGCCUGAAAUUUGUGAAUUUAGAGAAUCGAAUCAAACAGCUGGAACAUGACCUAAACCAACAUGGCAAUGAAGUACAAGAUAUCAAAAAUGUGAUGAAAAAUAUUAUUCCACAAAACGCCAGUUCACAUUCCAUCAAAAAUUCACAAAUGAAUCCAAAGGACAGACUAAAGCCUGUCAUUACAGAAGUACUAUAUGAAUCAAACUGUCCUUUUCAGUUGAAUUUUGUCCCUAAAACUGAUAUUCAAAUGUUAGAGAUUUACAAGAGAUUAAAAUUUGAUAAUCCUGACGGCGGUGCCUGGAAGCAGGGUUGGAAAAUUGAAGUAGACGAAAAAGACUGGAACAGACAAAAUAAGUUAAAAGUGUUUGUGGUACCACACUCGCACAAUGAUCCUGGUUGGAUUAAAACUGUAGAAGAGUACUAUUUAACUCAAACUAAGCACAUUUUAAAUAACAUGCUUUUGAAAUUACCUGAGGACCCACGCAGGAAAUUCAUAUGGGCUGAGAUUUCUUAUUUUUCAAUGUGGUGGGAAGAUCUGGGGGAAGAUGAACGAGAAGUUGUUAAGAGAUUAAUACGCAAUAACCAAUUAGAGAUUGUUACAGGGGGGUGGGUUAUGAAUGACGAAGCUAAUUCUCAUUGGAUAUCUAUAAUGCAGCAGCUAACUGAAGGCCAUCAGUGGUUACAACAGAAUUUAAAUUAUACUCCACAAAGUAGCUGGGCUAUUGACCCAUUUGGAAUGUCUUUGACACAACCAGUACUUUUGAAAGAAAUGGGUUUUCGAAAUACGCUGAUGCAGAGAGUGCAUUAUUCAGUGAAGAAAGAGUUGGCGAGCAAGCAACAGCUGGAAUUCCGCUGGAGACAACUAUGGGAUGGUACUGGUAAGACUGAUAUGUUUACUCACAUGAUGCCUUUUUAUGGCUAUGAUAUACCUCACACUUGUGGUCCUGAUCCGAAAGUUUGUUGCCAGUUUGAUUUUAAAAGACUUCCGGGACAUGGUCUCCACUGUCCCUGGAAAGUUCCGCCGCAAGAAAUCACUGAUAAAAACGUGGCUCAAAGAGCUGUGAUGUUAUUGGAUCAGUACAGAAAAAAAUCAAAACUUUAUAAAACAAAUGUAGUUCUAGCACCGUUAGGUGACGAUUUUAGGUAUGAUCAUUCGACGGAAUGGGACGUGCAAUAUAAUAACUAUCAGAGAUUAUUUGAUCAUAUGAACUCUAAUCUUAACUUAAACGUACAAGCGCAAUUUGGGACGCUGACAGAUUAUUUUGAGGCUCUUCAUAACGAUAGGAAGGAUGCUGAUUUUCCCUCUUUGUCAGGAGACUUUUUUACUUAUUCCGAUCGUGACGAUCAUUACUGGAGCGGAUAUUAUACGUCGAGACCUUUUUAUAAGAGGAUGGAUAGAAUACUUCUUUCCUACAUAAGAGCUGCUGAGACGAUUCUUACUUUGGCUUAUUUAAGUGGUAAACCAGGCUCAGCAUGGAUAACCGACCGAGAAGUAGGCUUAGAAAGACAAUUAUCAGAUGCUAGAAAAUCGCUUUCUUUGUUUCAACACCAUGACGGUAUUACAGGCACUGCUAAAGAUCACGUGGUGAUAGACUACGGCAAAAAAAUGUUGGCAGCCCUUAAUGGUUGCCAGCACGUUAUACAACACGCUGCUCAUAUUUUAUUAUCAGGCAAAGAUGCAGAAACCCCUGAUCGCAACGCCCUUUUUUACAAUAUUGACGACGUAAGACACUCUCAUGACUCUAUAGCCGAACGGUAUCCGAUUACCAUUGGACCUGAACUAAGAGCGAAAAGAAUUGCAAUUUUUAACUCCCUGAGUUUCGAUAGAGAAGAAGUAGUAACACUUCACGUUUCCACGCCUUAUGUGGAAGUCUUAGACACAAAAAAGAAAAGAAUUAAAUGUCAGGUGUCGCCUAUUUUUGAGUAUGGAUCUUCCAUGUCACAAACGAAGUAUCAGCUGUCUUUUGUUGUACAUAUACCAGCUUUGGGGCUUGUUAGUUAUACCAUAAACGCACUAUGGGAAUAUGAAUCUCCAGUUGAAAGCGUACGCAGUGGUAUUAGAAUUUACAACCAAUAUGGAGACGUUCAAGCACCUGUUGGUUUUUCCGACAUUUUAGUUUCACCGAGUUCACGCGAAUUUACCUUACAAAAUAACAGAUUGACAGCGUCUUUCAGCAAUUUGGGUUUGUUAAAAGCGCUGAAAGUGGGAGCUAACACAGUUCCGGUUCAUUUGGAUUUUGCAAAGUAUGGAGUCAGACAAACUGCUGAACGAAGUGGUGCCUACUUAUUCUUGCCAGAUGGAGAUGCUGUUCCAUUGCAUAUUGAAAAUACUAUUGUGAAUGUGAUUGAGGGACCGAUUAUGUCUUCAGUUACUGUUCAGUUGCCUUACGUUCGUCAUAGUGUAACUUUGUACAGUUCUCUCGGUGCGGAUAGCCUAGGAAUUGAAAUUGAAAAUAUCGUUGACAUUGCUAAAACUUCCAAUUUUGAGUUGGUAAUGCGAUUAUCAACAAAUAUCAAAAAUUCAGACGAAUUCUUCACUGACUUGAAUGGUUUCGAGAUCUUGAGGAGAAAACGUUUUCAAAAACUCCCUAUACAAGCAAACUACUAUCCAAUACCCGUAUCUGCUUACAUUGAAGAUGACAAAACACGCUUGACUGUGUUAACUGGUAGUCCUCUUGGUACGAGUUCCUUGCUUGAAGGACAAAUUGAAAUAAUGUUGGAUCGCAGACUAAAUCAAGACGACAAUCUGGGUCUGGGACAAGCUGUUUUAGAUAAUCGCCCAACUAAACACAUCUUUAGAAUAAUUCUAGAACAAAAAACACAUUCAUGUCGAGCAACUGCGGAAGGACAUCCUUCAGGUUUUCCAACGUUAGCGGCCCAUGUUGCGGCACAGACUUUACUAAAUCCUUUAGUACGUUUAUUGAGGACAGAAGACGAAGAUAAAAUUUCCCAGCCUGAUUACCUAAGCGUAGAAGCUGAAUUUGGUGUUGAUUUCGUAAUACCGACUUUACGAACGGGUGUGACUUUGAAAGGAAGGGAUCAUGUUGCUUUUGUUGUACACAGACAGUUUGUGGAUACGUGCUUUGCUGAUCAAACUUUGUUAAAACAGUUUCCGUUAAGUCAAGGAUCAGUUAACAUCAGCGCACUACUCCCUACAGAAUUAGGAAGUAAACUUUUUAAAACGUCUUUAUCAUUUUUACUCUUGAAAAACGAAGUUCACAUUAAAGGUGACUUAUUGAUGUGCCCUAUGGAGGUCCAAGCGUUCAUUUUACAGAGGUGAAAUUAUAGCACAAUUGAGAUUCCAUGAUAUUAAAAAAUAGUACUCUACAUGUUUGAGGCCUUUUUAAUUUAAUUUGUCUGUGUUAUUUAGUGUUAGUGAUACUGUAAGUUGAGAUUGUUGAAAUUUUUAUAGUCAUGAUUACUUCCACUGUAAGCUCCAAGUACAAGAACAUGAAUGGUGUUGGCUUCAAAAUGAACUGUGGGGUGAUUUAAAAUUUUUUAGUGCAAUAAAUUACAGAAUCGUGUGUAAGUAUGUACUGGUGCAUAGUUUAGUUAAGCAUAUAUUAAAUUUUAAAGCCAGCAUCCCUAGUUGGGCGCUUUCAUUUUUUUAUAUCACUGUGUGAACACCUACUUAUAAUUUGAGCAAUAAAACACAAAAUCUUUUAA